This is a messenger RNA of Kazachstania africana CBS 2517, 3621 nucleotides long. RefSeq names its product DNA-directed RNA polymerase I core subunit RPA135 (gene RPA135). Gene Ontology annotation, biological process: DNA-templated transcription. The record is from RefSeq and is a predicted model, not a curated record. Gene Ontology annotation, cellular component: RNA polymerase I complex; nucleus. Gene Ontology annotation, molecular function: DNA-directed RNA polymerase activity; DNA binding; ribonucleoside binding. The transcript has a single exon. Bases 1 to 3621 code for a protein of 1206 amino acids. NCBI's taxonomy places the organism in Eukaryota, Fungi, Ascomycota, Saccharomycetes, Saccharomycetales, Saccharomycetaceae.
AUGAGCAAAGUUACGAAGCUAUCGGCUCCAAAAGGCGCAAGAACAGCUCACUUCCGUACAUUAGAGAGAGAAUCUCGUUUCAUUAAUCCUCCAAAGGAUCAAAGUGCAUUUCCCUUAUUGAAAGAUGCUAUCGAACCUCAUGUCGGAUCUUUCAACGCUCUUACAGAAGGUUCUGAUGGAGGCCUCUUGAAUAUUGCUGUCAAAGAUAUUGGCGAAAAAGUUAUCUUUGAUGGUAAACCUUCAAAUUUAGAAGAUGAACAAGAGUUGAAAAACAGAUACUUAGGUAACAAACUAUCUGUCAGCGUGGAGCAAGUCUCCAUUGCUAAGCCUAUGUCUAAUGAUGGUGUCACAUCCGCAGUAGAAAGAAAAGUAUUCCCAAGUGAAUCAAGACAAAGAUUAGCAACCUAUAAAGGUAAAUUGAUGUUGAAAUUAAAAUGGUCUGUUAAUGAUGGUGAAGAAACCUACUCUGAAAUUAGAGAUUGUGGUGGAUUACCAGUUAUGUUACAAAGUAACAGAUGUCAUUUGAAUAAAUUAUCACCACACGAAUUGGUUCGUGAAAGAGAAGAAUCAGAUGAAAUGGGUGGUUACUUUAUCAUUAACGGUAUCGAGAAAUUGAUCAGAAUGUUAAUUGUUCAACGUAGAAACCACCCAAUGGCUAUCAUCAGACCUUCUUUUGUUAAUAGAGGUGCAUCAUACUCCCAGUAUGGUAUUCAAAUAAGAUCUGUUAGACCAGACCAAACAUCCCAAACUAACGUUUUGCAUUAUUUAAAUGAUGGUCAAGUCACUUUCAGAUUUUCUUGGAGAAAAAAUGAAUAUUUGAUUCCCGUCGUCAUGAUCUUGAAAGCCUUAUAUGAUAUAUCUGAUAGAGAAAUUUUUGAUGGUAUUGUCGGCUCUGAUACCGCUAACUCUUUCUUAACUGAUCGUUUGGAAUUAUUACUACGUGGUUUCAAGAAGAGAUACCCAACUUUACAAAAUAGAACCCAAAUUUUACAAUACCUUGGUGAUAAGUUCCGUUUUGUUUUCCAAGCUUCUCCUGACAAAUCGGAUUACGAAGUUGGUCAAGAAGUUAUAAACCGUAUUGUCUUGGUUCAUUUGGGUCAAAAUAACAAUCAAGAUAAGCUAAGAAUGUUAUUAUUCAUGAUCAGAAAAUUGUAUUCUUUAGUCGCUGGUGAGUGUGCACCAGAUAAUCCAGAUGCGACCCAACAUCAAGAAGUUCUAUUAGGUGGUUUCUUAUAUGGUAUGAUUAUUAAAGAAAAGAUCGAUGAAUAUUUACAAGGUAUUAUGGCCCAAGUCAGAACAGAUGUCAAUCGUGGUAUGGCUAUUAACUUCAAAGAUCGUAAGUAUAUGUCUAGAGUUUUAAUGAGAGUAAACGAAAACAUCGGUUCCAAAUUGCAAUACUUUUUAUCUACCGGUAAUUUAGUCUCUCAAUCUGGUCUAGAUUUACAACAAGUGUCUGGUUAUGUCGUGGUAGCCGAAAAAAUUAAUUUUCAUCGUUUCAUUUCACAUUUUAGAAUGGUUCAUAGAGGUUCUUUCUUUGCUCAAUUAAAGACCACAGCCGUCAGAAAAUUAUUACCUGAAUCAUGGGGUUUCUUAUGUCCAGUACAUACACCGGAUGGUUCUCCUUGUGGUUUGUUAAACCAUUUUGCCCACAAGUGUCGUAUCUCUACCAAACAAUCCGAUGUGUCACAGGUCGCACCCUUAUUAUACUCAUUAGGCGUUGCUCCGGCAUCUCAUACUUUUGCUGCUGGUCCAUCUUUAUGUUGUGUCCAAUUGGACGGUAAGAUCAUCGGUUGUGUCUCUCAUGAACAAGGUAAGAUUAUUGCUGAUACUUUAAGAUUCCUCAAAGUUGAAGGUAAAACGCCUGGAUUACCUCUAGAUCUAGAAAUUGGUUACGUACCACCAUCUACCAAGGGACAAUACCCAGGUCUAUAUUUAUUUGCCGGACACUCAAGAAUGAUGCGUCCUGUUCGCUACUUACCUUUAGACAAAGAGGAUAUUGUUGGUCCUUUCGAGCAAGUUUACAUGAAUAUUGCAGUCACUCCUCAAGAAAUUGAAAAUAAUAUUCAUUCUCAUGUUGAAUUUACACCAACAAACAUUUUAUCUAUUUUAGCCAACUUAACGCCAUUCUCUGAUUUCAAUCAAUCUCCAAGAAAUAUGUAUCAAUGUCAAAUGGGUAAACAAACUAUGGGUACCCCUGGUGUUGCAUUAUGUCAUCGUUCAGAUAACAAGUUAUAUAGACUGCAAUCUGGUCAGACUCCUAUUGUCAAGGCUAACCUAUACGAUGAAUACGGUAUGGACAAUUUCCCAAAUGGUACAAAUGCAGUCGUUGCGGUUAUUUCUUACACCGGUUAUGAUAUGGACGAUGCGAUGAUUAUUAACAAGUCCGCAGACGAAAGGGGUUUCGCUUACGGUACAAUGUAUAAGGUGGAAAAGGUCGAUCUUGCACUAAACAGAAACCGCGGUGAUCCAAUUACUCAGCACUUCGGUUUUGGUAAUGAUGAAUGGCCAAAGGAAUGGUUAGACAAGUUAGAUGAUGAUGGUUUACCAUAUAUUGGUACUUACGUUGAAGAAGGUGAUCCAAUUUGUGCAUACUUCGAUGAUACCUUAAAUAAGACAAAGACCAAGACGUAUCACUCAUCUGAACCAGCUUACAUCGAAGAAGUUAACUUGAUCGGAGAUGAUUCUAAUAAAUUCCAGGAGUUACAAACUGUUAGUAUCAAAUAUCGUAUCAGGAGAACUCCUCAAAUUGGUGACAAGUUUUCUUCCAGACAUGGUCAAAAGGGUGUUUGUUCCAGAAAAUGGCCAACCAUUGAUAUGCCAUUUAGUGAGACUGGUAUUCAACCAGAUGUCAUCAUUAAUCCUCACGCUUUCCCAUCUCGUAUGACUAUUGGUAUGUUUGUUGAAUCUUUGGCUGGUAAGGCAGGUUCCCUACAUGGUAUUGCACAGGACGCUACACCAUGGAUAUUCGAUGAAAAUGACACGCCUGCGGAUUAUUUCGGUGAUCAACUGAUAAAGGCAGGUUAUAAUUACCACGGUAACGAGCCAAUGUAUUCGGGCGCUACUGGUGAAGAACUAAGAGCCGAUAUCUAUGUUGGUGUAGUUUACUAUCAAAGAUUGCGUCAUAUGGUUAACGAUAAGUUCCAAGUUCGUUCAACUGGUCCUGUUAAUAGUUUAACAAUGCAACCAGUUAAAGGUAGAAAGAGACAUGGUGGUAUUCGUGUCGGUGAAAUGGAAAGAGAUGCUUUGAUUGGUCACGGUACCUCAUUUAUAUUACAAGACCGUUUAUUGAACUCCUCAGAUUAUACACAGACAUCUAUCUGUCGUGAGUGUGGCUCCAUAUUGACCACUCAGCAAAGUGUUCCAAGAAUUGGUGCUUCUUCACAAGUAUUCUGCCGUCGCUGUGCCGCUACAUUUGAAGAGGCCAAGCAACUGAUUGCAUCUUAUGAGGGCGAAGACAGUAUUUUCAUUGACGAUUCACAAAUCUGGGAAGACGGUCAAGGUAACAAAUUUGUGGGUGGUAAUAACACUACGACGGUUGCAAUCCCAUUUGUAUUGAAAUAUCUAGAUUCUGAAUUAACAGCAAUGGGUAUUAGAUUACGCUAUAACGUGGAACCAAAAUAA